GCGGGCGCGCACGGCCUCGGGCGCCUUUCUGCGUCUGAGCCACAGGGACCGCUCGGCCUUCGGGGGCGGCAGCAGGAGAAGGACGGAAAAAUGACUCCAAGAAUCGGGUUCCCGUUUUGCUGCUUAAGCCGGAGGCUACAGAUUCCGCGGCUGCUUCUCGUGUGUGUGACCUGCCACGCCACUGCCAUCGGCGCCUUAUGGCAACCUGGCCUGGAAGGAAAUGCCCGCCUUUUGCAACUUCUCAGUAACAGGUCAAACCAGGAGCAGGGCUAUUGUGAAGCAGAAGCUAGAUUAGCUUCGUCUCUCGACUUUUGGACUCUCUCCUCUGAAAACCUCAUAGCUGUGUUGCCAGUUGAUCCUGUUAAAGAAAAUUAUGUUCGUAAAGUGAAAAACUGUGUUUUUUCCAUUGCUUUCCCUACUCCUUUUAAAUCAAGAGUACACCUUGUGGCAGUUUCAAAGGAAGUUCUAGAAGAUAUUUUGGACCUUGAUUUAUCCGUCUCAGAAACAGAUGAUUUUAUCCAGCUUGUAAGUGGCAAAAAGAUUGUAUUUGGAUCCAUUCCAUUGGCUCACAGAUAUGGUGGCCAUCAGUUUGGAAUAUGGGCAGAUCAGCUUGGGGAUGGAAGAGCCCAUCUUAUUGGAAUUUACAUGAACAGGCUGGGUGAAAAGUGGGAACUUCAAUUAAAAGGCUCAGGAAAGACCCCAUACUCCCGAAAUGGUGAUGGCAGAGCUGUACUUCGUUCCUCCGUGAGAGAAUUUUUGUGUAGUGAGGCUAUGUACUAUCUUGGAAUCCCAACCAGCAGAGCUGCAAGUCUAGUUGUAAGUGAUGAUGAAGUAUGGAGAGAUCAGUUCUACAAUGGGAACAUUGUGAAAGAACGAGGUGCAGUAGUGCUUCGCGUUGCAAAAUCAUGGUUUAGAAUCGGAUCAUUAGAAAUUUUGACUCAUUAUGGUGAACUGGAUUUACUAAGGACAUUAUUAGAUUUCAUCAUACAGGAACAUUUCCCCUCAGUAGAUAUCAAAGAACCUAAUAGAUAUGUGGAAUUUUUUUCCAUUGUGGUAUCUGAGACGGCACAACUGAUUGCUCUGUGGAUGUCUGUUGGUUUUGCUCAUGGUGUUUGUAAUACUGAUAACUUCAGUUUGUUAUCCAUUACAAUUGACUAUGGUCCAUUUGGUUUUAUGGAAGCCUAUAAUCCAGAUUUUGUGCCAAACACAUCUGAUGAUGAAAGAAGAUAUAAAAUAGGAAAUCAGGCCAAUAUUGGGAUGUUUAAUUUGAAUAAGUUGUUACAAGCUCUAAACCCAAUACUGGAUCCAAGGCAAAAGCAGCUUGCCACUCAGAUUCUUGAGGGGUAUCCUGUUCUCUAUUACACAAGAUUUAGAGAAUUGUUCAAAGCCAAAUUGGGACUACUUGGAGAAAGGAAGGGUGAUGAUGAUUUAAUUGCAUUUCUCUUACAUCUCAUGGAAAACACAGAAGCUGAUUUUACAAUGACAUUUCGGCAGCUCAGUGAGAUUACUCAAAGCCAGUUACAGGAGCUCAACAUUCCUCAGCAAUUUUGGGCACUGAAGAUGAUUUCAAAACAUGAACUCUUUCCUGCCUGGGUGUCUCAGUACCUUUUGAGACUGAAGAGUAACAUGAAUGAUUCGGAUAUUGAAAGAAGAAAAAGAAUGAUGACUAUUAAUCCUAGAUAUGUGCUGAAGAACUGGAUGGCAGAGUCUGCAGUGCAAAAAGCAGAAAGGAAUGAUUUUUCAGAGGUCUAUCUUCUGCAGCAAGUUCUUCAGCAUCCUUUUCAGAAGCAUUCUGCAGCUGAGAAAGCAGGCUACUCCUCACCUACUCCUGCUUGGGCUAGAGAUCUCAGAGUUAGCUGCUCAUCUUGAUUUGGAAAAAGAAAUUAAAGAAUACUUCUGUCAUUGAACUUAACAUAGAAUAAUUAAUUUGAUAAAUUCUUAUCUACAUUUUGAUGAAAAUCCUGAAUUUCAUAGUGGUUAUAUAUAAAAAUAUUCUUAACUAGAUAAACUGGACCUAUUUUUUGUAACAUCUUUGUGAUCAUUUUUUUUUUCCGAAAGCUGCUUUAUUAUAUACUUGAGUUACAGGAAGUUACAUCACAUCUGGGAGUGCCUUUGACAUCAUGAGAUCCAUCCCCUUAACACUGGGCGGGAGAGUCAAACUGGGUGGCGUCCAGUCUUUGACUGGUCCCGCCUCCAGGGCGGGGCUUUUGCCCUCACACUGAAUCCAGCU
This is a messenger RNA of Myotis lucifugus (little brown bat), 2230 nucleotides long. Its product is annotated as UPF0061 protein ETA_18310-like. NCBI's taxonomy places the organism in Eukaryota, Metazoa, Chordata, Mammalia, Chiroptera, Vespertilionidae. The transcript is spliced from 20 exons. The coding region runs from base 91 to 1869 and encodes 592 amino acids. The record is from RefSeq and is a predicted model, not a curated record.